This is a messenger RNA of Amblyraja radiata (thorny skate), 734 nucleotides long. Its product is annotated as death domain-containing protein CRADD-like. The transcript has 2 exons. Lineage: Eukaryota; Metazoa; Chordata; Chondrichthyes; Rajiformes; Rajidae. Gene Ontology annotation, molecular function: death domain binding; protease binding. The record is from RefSeq and is a predicted model, not a curated record. Gene Ontology annotation, biological process: regulation of apoptotic process; signal transduction. Bases 1 to 606 code for a protein of 201 amino acids.
AUGGAGGCGUGGCAGCGGCGGGCCCUGCGGCGGCUGCGGGGUGAGCUGGCGGAGCAGCUGCGGCUGGAGGUGCCGCUACAGUACCUGUACCAGGAGGGGGUGGUGAACCGCAGUCUGCUGGAGGAGCUGGAGGCCGAGCCCGUGGCCGCCCGCCGCAACCUCAAGCUGCUCGACUACCUGCCGGGCCGCGGGCCGCGGGCCUUCGCCGCCUUCGUCCACUCCCUCAGGGACGAGGCCCCGUGGCUCAGCCGCCGGCUGGAGGAGGAUGAGGCGCGGGAGGACGAGGACGACGAGCCGCCGGCAGAUGAUGUGCUGUCAACCAUCUCGGACCAUGUCUUGAAUUGCGUGCCCACCGACAAGCAGUUAAAUCAUCUCUCUGGCCAAAUGGGAACAGAAUGGGAGCAGGUUGUGAAUGACCUGGGACUGAGGAGUUCAGACGUCUACCGAUGUAAAAUGAACCACCAGUACAACGUGCAGGCACAGAUCUUGGCAUCAUUUAUCGUGUGGAAGCAACGGCUGGGAAAACAAGCUACAUUGCGGAACCUGUGUACCAGUCUUACUUCAGCAGAUGUGGACCCCACAGUAAUAAAGGAUGCAUUUCAGUAAACAGUCGGGGCUGGGUUACCCACUGCAAAAAGUGAUGGGCCAGUCGUAUUUGACAGGGUGCAACAAAGGAGCAGUGAAUAGGGUGCAGCAAAGGAGACAUAAAAUGCUGCUGUAACUCAGCGGGCCAU